ACGGAUUUCUUCGCCGACGAGCACGAAAAUAAAAGGCUAGAAAAACAUUUCGAUUCUUCCCUCGUUUCGCGCGAAACGAAAGCUUAUACGCCAAAAAUUAACGCGAGGUUUAUAAAAACGGAGAUUGAACGGUGUGGAAAAAUGAGAAGAUGAUCGUCGAAAAGCGUGAAACUUUUACUCAACCGAGUUUUUCUUUCAUUUCUUUCAUUUCCAUAUUUUCAGAUUCAUUUUUUCGAUUUCCAGAGAAAUUCGAUUCGAUGGUUUUCGUACGUAUCUACGUAAACGUUUACCUUUGCCUUUGAAUUAACGCACGCUCGAAGGAACAACGCAGAAUCGAGCGACGAAAAUAUGGAGAUCGAUUCGAAAGAGAGAGAGAAAGAGAGAAGAAAGAAAGAACGAGAAUGAGAAUAAUAUUGUACGCGUUUUUAUUGCACUCGUUGUUCCGUCUUGUCCACGCGAUGGAGGGGGAGGAGACGACGUUGGCCGGAGUGGAAAAGAGGGAGGAGAAGGAGGAGGAGGAGGCGGAGAUGGACAUGGAGGAGGUGGGGAUGACGGAAGAGGUUAUGGAUCCGAAAAUAAAGAUAACCGAUGUGCCCGACGUGGAAGAAACAACCGAGGAGUUCGACCCGACUUGGGACAAAAACAAAGUAAUACGAGACGUGGCCUAUUACAUACGUGGCCACAAAUUUGGCGAUUUCGAUCGUCGCUAUUACAAGAGGUACGAGGACGCGGCGAAAAAGCCGUACGAAGAAUUCCCGAAGCCGGCUCUGAGAUCUCUACAUUGGGAGGUGCACAGAUAUUGCGACGCGAGUUUCCUCGAGUGUCUGAGAUAUCUCGAGGGCGUCAUUGAGCAGACCGCGCUGAAACGGCAGGACGACACCAUCACAGCUAUAAAUGAACAGAAAUGGGUCUUGCCCGACAAUAUGCAGCAGAUACUGUCCGUUCAAAAGGAAUGUCUAAACGCGAUGGAGCGUGACAAAAAAGUGAUGCCGCCGUUCGAAGGUCCGAUAGAACGAUUUCAGUGGCGCACCACGGUGAGUUAUUACAUGUGUUGGUACACGAUGCUCGGCGUUCCAGAGCUGAGCAUUUUCGGGGAGCCGUGCGACAAUCACGCGAACUGCGAGAUCCGGCCAACGGGGGAUCCGAGGGCCGAUGACACGGAACCGUAUGCCUGCGCCCUUUACAGCUUCUGCCCGGAUCAUUGUUGUCCCAUGAAACGUAUCGGGGAUAUGACGGAUUGCUACCAGUCUGAGGCCAACCCCUGUUACGCUGGGAACGAACCAGGGAGUAGAGAGUGCAAGUUGAGCCGAGAGAAGAAUCAAGAUUUUUUGAGCUUGGUUGGGAAUCAGAUCAACAUCAGCUGCCAAUGCGGCGAGCCCGGAUACGAGUGGUCCGCGAGAUACGGCCUUUGCGUGGACGUGAACGAGUGCGUCCGCGGCGAACACCGUUGUUCCGUAGAUGAAGGGGAGACGUGUUGGAACAUGCCUGGCGGUUACGAGUGCGUUUGCAAAUUUGGUUACACUUACGAUGAGGAGAAUAAGGAGUGCGUGGAGAGCCCCGAGGUUGCCCUCGUGUUGGCGGGGUGGAAAGAGGAGGAGAACGUCACCGAGGAGAAGAACAUUAUCGAGAUGAUCGUGAAAACUCUCGCGAGAGCUGCUGCCAAUCGUCCCGUGAUCGAUCGUUCGAUCCUUUUCACCGUGAUGAUCGUCCCACGCCUCUUUUCGUUCCGAUAAAAAAAUAGUCAGGGAUGCGAUAAUACCUCUUUCGCCCUUUUUAUCCGUUUUACAGACACAUAGUAGAAUGGAACAAGACACUUAGAGAUAAGAUAAUUAACGACGAUAAUGGAUCAAAGAUUGGAUUUAAAAUAGAUUAUAAUUGCGUUGACAAUGCGACGAUCCAAGGUUAUGAAUAUAAUUUCUUGCGUUAGAAAUUGGAAUUAAUCGUUUCCUAGAUUUAAAGAAACUUUUUCUCUUCAUUUUUUCUUUUAGAUUUAGAAAUUAUAGUGUAGACGUUAUAAUUAUGUAAUAUGAUGAUUGUGUCGGGAUCAAGGAUACAGCGAUGAUAAAUGUUACUUUUUCCUAGA
This is a messenger RNA of Apis laboriosa (Himalayan honeybee), 2083 nucleotides long. RefSeq names its product vitamin K-dependent protein S-like. The transcript has 4 exons. The record is from RefSeq and is a predicted model, not a curated record. Gene Ontology annotation, molecular function: calcium ion binding. Lineage: Eukaryota; Metazoa; Arthropoda; Insecta; Hymenoptera; Apidae. Bases 402 to 1733 code for a protein of 443 amino acids.